Molecule: messenger RNA, 1419 nt
Organism: Saxophila tyrrhenica
Lineage: Eukaryota; Fungi; Ascomycota; Dothideomycetes; Mycosphaerellales; Extremaceae
Gene: CDC43
Product: geranylgeranyl transferase type-1 subunit beta
Exons: 3
Coding region: 1-1419 (472 amino acids)
Biological process (GO): protein geranylgeranylation
Cellular component (GO): CAAX-protein geranylgeranyltransferase complex
Molecular function (GO): CAAX-protein geranylgeranyltransferase activity
Source: RefSeq, a predicted model, not a curated record
AUGGACCAUACCAAGGCAGUGGACGAUGCCACCACGCCCCCUCAACUGGACAAGAAACGACAAGUAAAGUACUGGACGAGAUGUGUCAAAACACUACUACCAUUCCACUACAUCGGACUGGACAGCAACCGGAUGUACAUGGGCUAUUUCAUCCUCGCAGCAUUAGACCUUCUGGAUGUCUUGGAGACAGUAUGCAGCGAGACUGAAAGGCGGGACUUUGCAGACUGGAUAUAUAGUUGCCAGAGUGUCGACGGAGGAUUUAAGAUGUGGCGAGGGACUGAUUUUGGGGAUCAAACCAAUGAUCUAAACCGCAAGUGGGAUCCGGCGAAUGUGCCUGCGACGUACUUUGCGCUUGUGGCGCUGCUCGUGCUUGGAGAUGAUUUCAAGCGGGUAAAGAGGAGAGAGACACUGCAUUGGCUGAGGAAGAUGCAGCGGCCUGAUGGAUCUUUUGGUGAGACGCUUGUGAACGGCCAGAUUGAAGGUGGCAGAGACCCAAGAUACGGGUAUUGUGCCACUGGAGCUCGUUACAUUCUGAGAGGCGCGAGAUCGGGACCCCUAACUCUCGACGGCGAAGAUAUUCGAGAUAUUGAUGUGGACGCGUUCGUUGAGUGCGUUAGGCUGGCUGAGGCGUUCGACGGAGGGAUCGCAGACCAGCCUUACAAUGAACCCCAUGCCGGCUACACAUACUGCUCCCUCGGCGCUCUGAACUUCGUCGGCCGUCUCCAGAAAGCAGACCUCCGGCCUUCACAGCUAUCUUCGCGGUACGGCCCCUCAAAUCCCCAAGAAGUCGUCCGAUGGCUCGUCCAACGCCAAACCGAACACAUCGACCCCGACGCCAGCAUCGACUCAGAUACCAUCGGCUCAAACCGAACCUCCAAAGUCACAGACCGCGAGCUUGAGAACAUCCUCCCAAACAACCACGGUGCCCCUCCCAACAGCGAGCAAACCCCUUCCCAAACCGCACCGCCCGACCAUUCCUUCACCAGCGCGGCUGCAGCAAAAUCACAAAUCCGCAAACCCUCCUACACCCCCCAACCCUCAACCCUCCCAGACCAUGACUCUGCAACCACAGCAAUAUGCGCCGGCAUGAACGGCCGCGUGAACAAGACCGCCGAUACCUGCUAUGCCUGGUGGUCCGGCGCCUCCUUCCACGUCUUGGGGCAGCCGAAGCUCUACAAUCACGCCGCUGUGCAGAACUACUUACUCGAGAAGACACAGAAUCCUGUCUUGGGAGGUUUCGGGAAAUUUCCGGGCGAUGCGCCGGAUCUGUACCACAGCUACCUGGGCCUGACCGCGUUGAGUUUGGUCGGAUGUGAGGGGGUGAAGGAGGUGGAUGCGGGGAUGUGCGUUAGUCGGAAUGCUAAAGGGAGGUUGAAGGGGGUGUGGGAGAGGUGGGGUGUCGAGGGGUCCUUGAAUUGA